GCGUUACUCCACCUCCUUCCCCACACCGGUCCAGAGGGCGCUUCGCCGGACCCGGGCAGUGAGCGCCGCGAUGUGGGCCGCGCUGCCGCUGCUGUGCGCCGGAGCCUGGCUGCUGAGUGUUGGGGCCACCGCGGAGCUGACAGUGAACGCCAUAGAAAAGCUUCAUUUUAAGUCAUGGAUGAAACAGCACCGAAAGACAUACAGCUCAGAGGAGUACAACCACAGACUGCAAACAUUCACCAACAACUGGAAGAAGAUGAAUGCUCACAACCAGAAGAACCACACAUUUAAAAUGGCAUUGAACCAGUUUUCUGACAUGAGCUUUGCUGAAAUAAAACACAAAUACCUCUGGUCAGAGCCUCAGAAUUGUUCAGCCACCAGAAGUAACUACCUCCGUGGCACUGGCCCCUACCCUUCCUCCAUGGACUGGCGGAAGAAAGGUCAUUUCGUCUCGGCAGUGAAAAAUCAGGGAGCCUGUGGCAGCUGCUGGACUUUCUCCACCACCGGGGCCCUGGAGUCUGCUGUGGCUAUUGCCAGUGGGAAAAUGCUGUCUUUGGCUGAGCAGCAGCUGGUGGACUGUGCCCAGAACUUCAACAAUCAUGGCUGCGAAGGAGGUCUCCCAAGCCAGGCCUUCGAGUACAUCCUGUAUAAUAAGGGCAUCAUGGGAGAAGACACCUACCCUUACAGAGGCAAGGAUGGUCCCUGCAAAUUCAACCCCAAAAAAGCUGUCGCGUUCGUCAAGGACGUUGCCAACAUCACACUCAAUGAUGAAGAUGCCAUGGUGGAGGCUGUGGCACUGUACAACCCUGUGAGCUUUGCCUUUGAGGUGACUGAAGAUUUUAUGAUGUAUAAAAGUGGUGUGUACUCCAGUACUUCCUGUCAUAAAACCCCAGAUAAAGUAAACCACGCAGUCCUGGCUGUUGGCUAUGGAGAACAGAAUGGGUUACUCUACUGGAUUGUGAAAAACUCUUGGGGCUCCCAGUGGGGGCAAAAUGGGUACUUUCUCAUUGAGCGUGGGAAGAACAUGUGUGGCCUGGCAGCCUGUGCCUCCUACCCUAUCCCCAAGGUAUAAGCCAAGGCCAAACAGGCAACUGGUUGGCAAACAUAAUGAAGAACUGGUCCUUUGACAACAAAUCCUGCCCAGGAAAACAGUGGGGAAAUCCACCCAGAGGCCCUCUCAUUUCUGCAUUGAGCCUGGAAGCCUAAAAUAGUGAAGAAGAACUCAACCAGCAGCAAGCCCACCCAUAUGACACCAAAACCAGCCAUGUGCCUUGAAUGUGGUUAACUCACAU
Messenger RNA from Acomys russatus (golden spiny mouse), 1292 nucleotides. RefSeq names its product cathepsin H (gene Ctsh). Gene Ontology annotation, cellular component: lysosome. Gene Ontology annotation, biological process: immune response. Gene Ontology annotation, molecular function: cysteine-type endopeptidase activity. Bases 71 to 1072 code for a protein of 333 amino acids. The transcript has 12 exons. The record is from RefSeq and is a predicted model, not a curated record. Lineage: Eukaryota; Metazoa; Chordata; Mammalia; Rodentia; Muridae.